UGAUUCCAAGAAGAAGGAGCGUCAUAUUGUUACUUGGACUCCUGAGGAAGAUGAUAUACUAAGGAAGCAUAUCAGUGUACAUGGAACUGAAAAUUGGGCGAUCAUUGCAUCCAAGUUUAAUGAUAAGAGCACAAGGCAGUGUAGAAGAAGAUGGUAUACAUACUUAAACUCUGAUUUCAAGAGAGGAGGUUGGUCCCCUGAAGAAGAUACACUUUUGUGUGAGGCACAGAGAUUGUUUGGGAAUAGGUGGACUGAGAUAGCGAAAGUGGUCUCAGGCAGAACGGAUAAUGCUGUGAAGAACAGGUUUACAACACUGUGCAAGAAGAGAGCUAAGUAUGAAGCCAUGGCUAAAGAGAACAAGAUCGCUUGUUGUGUGAACUCAAACAACAAGAGACUGUUGUUCCCAGAUGGUAUUAGUACACCGAGAAAAGUCGAAAGUGAAUCUCCUCUUACUAAGUCUUGAUGAGGACUUGAGGAUUAGUAAUGAAGAUAGUCAAACAUCUUGGAGGCAACCUGAUCUCCAUGAUUCACCAGCAAGCUCUGAAUAUAGCUCAGGAUCAACCGUAAUGCCUCCUCAUCCUUCUGGUGAUAAAACUCAGCAACUCAUGUCUGAUACUCAGACAACAACAUCGCAGAAACAAAAUGAUGGGGAGUUACCACAAGCUAAAGUGAUUGUGCCUGAUGUAAUAACUGUGGAACAUGUGGAUUUACUCACAACAUGUCAGGAUGUCCUAAAGAACCCUAAUGAGAUUGUUGUGCCUAUGUCGGGUGACGAAGAGUUCCACUCCCCUGUUCAAGUCACUCCAUUUUUCAGAACUCUAGCAGCAGGCAUUCCAAGCCCACAGUUCUCUGAAAGUGAGAGGAACUUUCUGCUAAAAACACUUGGUGUCGAGUCCCCAUGUCCAUGUCCAAGUGCUAAUCCUUCACAACCACCUCCUUGCAAAAGAGUUCUUCUCGAUAGCUUGUGAACCAGACCAAACACCAAACCAAACCUUCUAAACCAGAAAAAAAACCCCGCAGUUAUGUCCUCAUGGAGGUCGACAUAACUUGCAUUUUCAUCCCUCUUUUUUGCUUAGAUUUUCUUCUUCUUCAUAGAUUUGCAGCCAUAUCGGCCUGAAAAGUUUUAGUGAAGCGGGCGUGCCAUGAUCUGCAUUUUUUUUUACAUUCCUCUCAGUGUUCAUAAUCUAGAAUCCUAGAAUGUUAAAGGUAACAUUUCUAAGUCUAGACCCCCAAUCUCAGAAACUGAGUUUCUCUCUCAGAUACUCAGGAUUCCCAAUUUUCUUUUCAUCAUCAUACCUCAAAGCCAUUUCAUAAAAAAAUGGCUUUAAAAGUAUGAGUUUUUCUUUUCCAUUCAUGAUUUGUGUGUCUAAGAAGAAAAUUCUUUCGUUUGUCCCCCCCUUCUUCAAGGGUCAAACCCAGGAUACAUAAUCCGGGUUUGUCUUCCCCCCAUGAAUUCUUGAUUUGUUGUUUUCUUGAUUUCUCUGUACAGAACCUAUAUUGUUUACAUAAAAAAAAAAUAGAGUUUUUAUUUCAGAGUGUAAACUAAAAGGAAACAAAGAAGAAGAAAAAAACGACUUCAGAGAGAGGCAUGUCGCCUUUCUAUAUACACAGAGUAAUGAAAAUACACAGAAGAAAAAAAGAAAGAACAAAGAUUUUCAAAUUUGGUUUUGGAGCUAAACAGAGAAGCAAAACAGGGAAGAAAUUUUCCUUCUGAGCUUCUUUUUGUAAUGCAACUUCUCAUAGGUGUGAGAAGAUGAAGAAGAUUUUUUAAAAAAGUUUGUUUGUCAUAAAAUCCUUUCCCAUAUUGUCCCCUUCUCAGAAGAAUCAUGUGAUUUUUGUAAAGAGAUUAUAAUAUGAGUGGAAAUGAAUUGAUUUUGGUGUGAA
Molecule: messenger RNA, 1884 nt
Organism: Camelina sativa (false flax)
Lineage: Eukaryota; Viridiplantae; Streptophyta; Magnoliopsida; Brassicales; Brassicaceae
Source: RefSeq, a predicted model, not a curated record